GUAAUUAAUAAUCUCCACCCGUCCUCUCCUACUUCCGUUCAGCGGCUCUUGCAGCUCGCUCACCUUCAAAUCUCCUUAAAAAAAUCGCCGAUUUGCAGGGGAGGGGGGCAAGAAAUGGGGAUGAGAUGCCACGUCGUCGCGGUGCUGGGCGUGGCCUGCACUGUGGCCGCCGCCGUCGCCGCCGACAGGGAGCUGUCGUUCGCCGGCGCCGUGGCGCCGCCGGAGGAAGCGAGCUACCUGCGCAAGCUGGCCUGCUCCCUGUGGCAGAGUGACGGAACCACCUACCACCACGUGUGGCCGCCCAUGAAAUUUGGGUGGAAAAUCGUGUUGGGGUCAUUCAUUGGAUUCUUCGGGGCAGCGUUCGGCAGCAUCGGCGGUGUAGGUGGUGGUGGGAUCUUUGUGCCGAUGCUGACCCUGAUCAUUGGCUUUGAUCCCAAGUCAUCCGCGGCGAUGUCAAAAUGUAUGAUCAUGGGGGCUGCCGUGUCAACCGUGUACUGUAACCUCAAGCUGAAGCACCCGACAUUGGACAUGCCAGUGAUAGACUAUGAUCUGGCCCUACUCAUUCAGCCCAUGCUCAUGCUAGGGGUCAGCAUUGGGGUUAUCUGCAAUGUGAUAUUCCCUGACUGGCUCGUCACAGUCCUCUUGAUCAUUCUCUUCAUAGUUACUUCAACCAAAGCUUUUCUGAAGGCUGUAGAAACAUGGAAGAAAGAGACGAUAAUCAUAACGGUAAUGUUUUGUUUUUCUGGAUACCUGUAUUUUCAUUUUUACAUCACAUCAGGGAUGCUGAUAAGUGAUAAUCACUUCGUUUGGUUAUUCAUUCAGGAGACAGCAAAACAAUCACAGCAAACAAACGAAGAACAGGUGUACAUGCCGCUGUCUGCAGGACUUGACGCCGCAUCUCAGUCUGAAAUUCUGUCAGAUGAUGAUCAAAAUGAAACCCCAUCAGACGAAGCGGUAUCCAUUUGGAAGAAUGUUUACUGGAAGGAGGUUGGCCUUCUUGCCUUCGUUUGGGUAGCAUUCCUUGCGCUUCAAGUCACUAAGAACUACAUGGCAACUUGCUCCAUCUGGUACUGGGUUCUGAACUUACUCCAGAUCCCUGUGUCUGUUGGGGUGGCCAUGUACGAAGCAGUAGGUUUGGUGCAGGGGAGGAGGGUGAUAUCAUCAAAGAAGAACGAGCAUAACAGCCUGAGAGCUCAUCAGCUAUUGGUAUACUGCUUCUUGGGCGUCACUGCUGGUGUCGUCGCCGGUCUGCUUGGCGUUGGUGGGGGCUCCAUCAUGGGGCCUCUCUUCCUGGAGCUCGGUGUUCCUCCGCAAGUCGCAAGUGCUACAGCCACCUUCGCGAUGAUGUUCUCAUCUUCCAUGUCCGUCGUAGAGUACUACCUCCUGAACCGGUUCCCUGUGCCAUAUGCUGUCUACUUGACCAUCCUGGCGUUUUUCGCUGCGAUCAUUGGCCAGAGGGUUGUGAGGAAGCUAAUUGAUCUGCUAGGGCGGGCGUCGAUCAUCGUCUUCAUAUUGUCCUUCAUGAUCUUCAUCAGCGCACUCUCUCUAGGCGGAGUCGGCAUCUCCAACACGAUCCACAAGUUCGCACGGCAUGAGUACAUGGGAUUCGAGAACAUCUGCAAAUAUGACGCGUAGGAUGCCACAGCCUGCAGGCGUGCAUGAACAGAGUGAUGUAUUGUGCAGUACACUGGACUUUGGAAAUGUCAAGGUGACCAAAGGCUUGGAGCUCAGGAUUCCAUCGGGUGGUUUAACAAGGUGAACAAGGCUUGGAGUAUUCCAAAGUCCUUGUAAAUUGCAAAUUGUAAGAGCUAAAAUGUAAACUGUAAAUGGUUACAAUUAAAGAAUUUACAGUUUAAUCU
Triticum aestivum (bread wheat) is the source of this 1859-nucleotide messenger RNA. RefSeq names its product sulfite exporter TauE/SafE family protein 3. Gene Ontology annotation, cellular component: Cul4A-RING E3 ubiquitin ligase complex; membrane. The record is from RefSeq and is a predicted model, not a curated record. The coding region runs from base 115 to 1635 and encodes 506 amino acids. The transcript has 11 exons. NCBI's taxonomy places the organism in Eukaryota, Viridiplantae, Streptophyta, Magnoliopsida, Poales, Poaceae. Gene Ontology annotation, biological process: protein ubiquitination.